Malania oleifera is the source of this 1217-nucleotide messenger RNA. Its product is annotated as dof zinc finger protein DOF1.4-like. The record is from RefSeq and is a predicted model, not a curated record. Gene Ontology annotation, molecular function: DNA binding; DNA-binding transcription factor activity. The transcript has a single exon. Gene Ontology annotation, biological process: regulation of DNA-templated transcription. Lineage: Eukaryota; Viridiplantae; Streptophyta; Magnoliopsida; Santalales; Ximeniaceae. The coding region runs from base 84 to 1025 and encodes 313 amino acids.
CACCCCUAAAAGCAAAAAGAAAAAAAAAAAGAAAAGAAAAAGAGAUAAAUAUCAUCAAGAUCAGAGAAAAGAGAUUGAACUAAAUGGAAGAUCAAAGAGGAAAGGCACCGUCGGUGGAAGCAACGACGACAGUGACAAUGCAACUCCAUCAUCAAAAUAAUCAACAACAAAUGGGGCAACACCAACACCAGAAGUGCCCUCGCUGUGAGUCUUCCAAUACAAAGUUUUGUUAUUAUAAUAAUUAUAGCCUCUCCCAGCCUCGCUACUUUUGCAAGGCUUGCAGAAGGUAUUGGACUCAAGGUGGGACCCUUCGCAACAUCCCCAUCGGUGGUGGCUGCCGAAAAGGAAAGCGCGUGAAAACCCCUUCUUUGUCAUCAUCAUUGUCAUCUUCUAGCGAAGCUUCUCAAAUUGGUCGAUCAAAGCAAAAUCUACAGAUGACAACAUCAAUGAGGGCAACAGGUGUAGUCUCAACCGUUAAUCCUGAGGUUAUACCAUUACCCCCAAUUAGUCCUGCUUUGGGGGCAAAAGAGUUUCACAAAAACUUGGAAGCACCAAUGGCUCCGGAACAAGCGCUUCCUCCAAUCACGAGCUCGUAUUAUACCAGCGAUGGGUUCUUUUCUUCUUUAGCAGCAAUUGAUCAAUCUUUAGGCCAAUCGCUUGUUUUCGAUCAAACGAUGAACGUGGGAGGUGAAUAUGGAGGAGGAUCUGCUUCCAGUUUAGGUAUAUUACAAGAGUACUUUAAGGGAGGUAACAGAGACGAAGACAAAAUUGAAGUACCAAUAUACCCUUAUGAUCAUCAUCAAGGAAGCUUAAUGAUUCAACCAAGCAUGCCUAUUCUCCAAGAUUGGCAUUUUCAAGGCUUUAAUCAUCCUAACAUUAAUAAUACAAACUCGUCGACCACUGUUGCCUCCGAUGGCUCUUUUUUGAACCAUUUUUGGAGCGAUGAAAACACUAUUGGCAACAAUGGCAACCCUGGGACAACCGAUUCUUCUCUGAACCCAAAUCAUUGGCCUCAUCAACCAUGAUCGUGGCACGCCAAUUUGAUCUUCCUUGGCCAUCUCUUAUUUCGCCAUUUAUCUCAAACUCUAGCUAGUUAUAUUUCAGUAAUUUUUUUUUAAUGUUUGUUUAAAUAUGAAUCCUUGCUUCCUUAUUUAAAAUGUUUGUUAAGGAUGUUUAUUUGAUGUAAUUAAAGAAUGCAUUAAUGCACUAUUUUGGGA